AUGUCAAGGUUUUUAACAUUUUCAACAUUAUUAAUAUCAUUAUUUAUAAUAUUUUUUCCUGAACAAAUUUCAUCACAAUGCAUGUCCUUUAAUCCGUUGGAUCGGAAUAUAAAAUUCCUCCCAUGUCCAUUAACCAAAGGCCAAACAAAUAAACACAAUCAACAAACUUCACCCGGACAAAAAUUUUCAGUGUCUUUAAAGUGUACAGCUGAUCAGCAAACUUGUCAACAAGUUCAAGGCAGUUUCGAUGCUGCUGGAAAAUUUAUAACAAAUACUUUUAUUUUGAAUACAAUCACUGUGAAUGCUAGUUUUAUAUCAUUUUGUGAGGGACAACCUAAUUGUUCAGAAGAUAAUAUUUUAGCGGCAGCACCAGAGAGAUUUAUUCCAAUGUUAGAUGAUGACGGGAUACAAAGAUUGUACCCACAAGCAUUAGUAAAGCAAUUUAAUUAUGAAACACAUCCAGAGUAUGGACAAUUUGAUAUUAUAGCAUUAUUUAAUUCAGAUGCUGCAUGGUGGUUUUCAUCAUCACCAUCUGCACCGAUAAAUUCAACUCAAUACGACUUUUUAUAUACUUUAGUACAUGAAUUGUUUCAUGGGUUAGGGUUUGGUUCUUCGUGGGAUGAACAUUAUUCUGGUAUAUUAACUCCAGUUCCCGGACCAAAUCCUUUAACAGCCAAUGGUUCAUCAACAUCAACAUCAGUAGAUUUAAAUGAUAAUGAUUAUAUCAAAUUUUAUGAAUGGGCUUUUGACAAAUAUAUAAAACUCUUGAAAGAUGGAACAAAUCUUACCACGUAUGCUCAAGAAAUAAAUAAAUUUUUCACUGGUGAAUAUACAAACAUUACGGGAUCACAGUUCGAACCUAAAUUUAAAGGCUCACCUCAAUACAACAUCGCAAAGAACAUGGAUCUAUUGGCUGUAACAGCAAACUCACUUGGCUUUAUUCCUACCAUUAAUUUUACAAAUGUAAAUGAUUCAGCAGUGAUAUUAGAAACUUCAUUAAUACCUUACAGGAGCGGUUCUAGUAUAAGCCAUGUAGACAAAAAAUUAUAUGCAAAUACUUCUGAUUUUUUAAUGAAAUAUGAUUCUGAGACAGGUGUUUCUUUGGAUCAAUUGGUCUCAAGAGGCGGGAAUUAUUCUGGUGGACCAAUUGGACCAAAAUUAAAAUUGGUUAUGGAAACUUUGGGGUAA
Molecule: messenger RNA, 1188 nt
Organism: Entrophospora candida
Lineage: Eukaryota; Fungi; Glomeromycota; Glomeromycetes; Entrophosporales; Entrophosporaceae
Source: the annotation of a GenBank genome assembly